Dentiscutata erythropus is the source of this 344-nucleotide messenger RNA. NCBI's taxonomy places the organism in Eukaryota, Fungi, Glomeromycota, Glomeromycetes, Diversisporales, Gigasporaceae. The record is from the annotation of a GenBank genome assembly.
GGACUGACAAGAAUGGAUUGAGGGACAUUGAGAAUGGAGCGGAGCGACUGCUACGGGUUCUAAAUGCAGUGAAAAACUUAAAUCAUGCCACAGAUUUUCCUAUUUGCCCGCCAACAGGAAUUUUUCUCAAUGACGUGGUGGGCGUUUAUAUUGAAGACCAUACUUGUUUCUAUGCAGAAAAUAUGAUGCCUCACAAAGUCGCAUUCGUCGACUUGCUAGACUUUGCCAAGCCUAAGUCUAAGGCUCCUAACUCCUUCAUGAUAUAUCGAAGACAAUUCGUAAAAGCAGCCAAAGAUCAAGGUCUUAAUCGUCGAGAAUCCAUAUGCCUGAAAGAACUUAAUUAA